This is a messenger RNA of Adelges cooleyi (spruce gall adelgid), 1776 nucleotides long. RefSeq names its product zinc finger protein OZF-like. Bases 151 to 1551 code for a protein of 466 amino acids. Lineage: Eukaryota; Metazoa; Arthropoda; Insecta; Hemiptera; Adelgidae. Gene Ontology annotation, biological process: regulation of transcription by RNA polymerase II. The record is from RefSeq and is a predicted model, not a curated record. Gene Ontology annotation, cellular component: nucleus. The transcript has 4 exons. Gene Ontology annotation, molecular function: DNA-binding transcription factor activity; RNA polymerase II cis-regulatory region sequence-specific DNA binding; zinc ion binding.
UGAACGUUGAUAAGGAAUUAGUUAUGUGUACUGUUUUGACUUGGAGAGUUUUCCCAACUACGAAAAAAAGAACAUUAGGUAUUUUUUUUUUGUUAAUUUUUAGUUACUGACCUUAGUAGUUUAUGGUGCGAGUUAAAUUAUUGUUUUACAAUGGAAACUGAAAGCCAAGGUGUUAUAUAUAUAGAAAAUUGGAACGAUUUAUGCCGAUUAUGUUUACGCAACGAUCAACCGUUACAAAACUUGUAUUAUGAGGAGAGUUUUUUAGUAAAUGUCCAAGAAACUACAAAUCUCAGUUUUAGUGUUGAUGAUUCAUUGCCGAACUCUGUAUGCAAGUUUUGUGUCGAUCAAGUCAACUCAUUUAUUGAAUUUCGAGUUCGUUGUAAAGCCACCGAUGAAUGGUUACGAAAUGAAGCUGCAAUUUCCAAUAGUGAUAAUAAGGAUCAAAUAGAAAUCGUACCUGAGGAACCCAACAUGGUUACAAAAAAUGUUUUAUUAGUCGACCACAAUCGGUUCGAAGAGCAGCUUAUUGACGAUGCAAGCAUGGUCGACCAUCAAACCAUAGAAAACGAAAUAGAAUUGCCCAGUUGUAUUGUUCAAACUGAAGAAGAAGAAGAAGUCAUGGACGACGUUAUACAAAUAUCGGUGAACGAAGAAACUAAUUUAGACUCGACCACUAGCGAUUUUCAAUGUACAAUUUGCGGUAAACAGCUACUGUCGGCCUAUACUCUUGUCAAUCAUAUGCGAUCUCAUACCGGAGAACGCCCAUACGGGUGCAGCGUUUGCGAAAAGUUCUUUAAGACCAAGUCCAACUUAAACGAACAUUACCGGGUGCAUAACCCAGAGCUUCGAUGGAUGAAAACGUCGAGCCGAGACAUCCCGUCCAUAACCAGAGUGACGGUCACCUCGGAGGACAUAUUGACGUGCGGCCAGUGCUCAAAGGUGUUCGUCAACUUGGACGAACUGGCGGCGCACGAACGCACCCACGUGGAUGAACAGUUCACGUGCGAAAAGUGCAACAAGAAUUUCCCCACCAAAUCGCAACUGUCCGCGCACAUAAGUGGCAACUGCGACAGCGCGCACACGGACAUCAACGCGGACAGACGGUGUCCGUAUUGCGGUAAGCAGUUCCGAUCGGCGGCCACGUUGGAGAACCAUAAGCGCGUUCACACCCGGGAGAAACCGUUCGUCUGCGAGCUCUGCGCCAAACCGUUCCGGACCAAAGGCAACUUGCUGGAACACAAGCGUGUGCACAACAACAGCCUUUGGCUGAUGAAGAGCGACACUAAGCUGACCGACAGUGAACAGCGUUUCAAGUGCACGUACUGCACCAAACCGUUCCGCACGUACACGGCCUUGUUAAACCACGAACGCGUCCACACCAGAGAAAAACCGUUCGAGUGUUCCGUGUGUGGCAAAUGCUUCCGGACAAAGUCGAACAUGACCGAACACAUGAAAGGUUGUCACGACAUAGACUCGACGGCUUGUGUGUCCGACGAGGUGCAAGUGUUCACUUUCAAAACUAACUCCGUUUCUAGAAUGGAACCCGCGUGACAACUUGACUGAUCAUCGUUAGAGAUUUGUUUGUACAAUAGAAAAUUCGUUUUGUCGUGUUUUCUUUUAAUUUUUUUAUUUAAACAAAAAACAAUUGUACAAUUUUGAAGUAUAUGAUAUAUUUUAUAUUGGUAUACUUCGACAAUAACAUUGUUGUUGUCAAAACGAUUUACAACAAUAAUAAAAUAUCUAACUUUAAAAUUAUACAAAAUAUUAAUUCGAAAA